AAAAAUGUCAAUUUUUGAAAUAAAAGAAUGGUGGGGAAAGAAGGUCGGAGAGGACGAGGAAUUCGAUACGAACAAUAUCUGUGUUGGAAAUGUUAAUAAUGCAACUGCAGGAGGCAACAAGAUUGUAGUCGGAAGUUUCCAAGGCUAUCUUAGAAUCUUUGAACCUCAGAAAGGAGAGUACAAAUCAUGGCAACUGUUAAUAGAGAAAAAUUUAGAAGAAGGUAUUUUGCAAGUCGGAUUAGGCAUCUAUGGAGAUUCAGGAGAGAUGUUGUUAGCAGUACUUCAUUCGAGAAUGCUUGUAAUUUAUGCAGUAGAGACUGUAGAGGAUACUACUCAGCUUUCACUUGUUUAUAGACAUGAACUUAGUCGUAAUUCUUUCAAUUUUACACAAGGAAUGUUCGGUAAAGCCAGAAAUGAGCUCAUCUGUGUCCAAAGUGUCGAUGGUCAGCUCACUAUUAUCAACAAAGACACUGUACAAAUCGAAAUUGUUCUUCCCGACUUCUACCUGCCUGGACCCUUGAUCUAUGCUAAACAGUCUGAUUCAUUCAUCGUUUCGAAUACAAACCUUGAGAUCGAGUGUUACAGAUACUCCACACUGAACAUGCAGGUUGAAGCCAGAGACAAACGAACCAUCAAAGCUGACUGGACGUGUAACAUCGGAGAGCAAGCGUUCCACAUGCACUACCACAAAAACAAGAACACUCGCAAGUACGACAUUAUUGUGGUUGGAACCCAGACUCUGUACAUUCUGACUGAAGGCGCUGGCAAGAUCCGAUACCAGCGGAGACUGGACUAUCCGCCUUCGUGCAUCAAGACCUACCACUUGAACAGUGCCAGCGAGAUCUACAGAGAUGAGAACAGAGAUGUUGACCAGAUUGCAGAGGGAGGAGCCAACUCACCUUGCUUUACAUUUUUGUUAGGGAGUUUUUCGAAUUAUAUACUUGUGUACAGAGACGUCCAGCUGGUCUGGACCUGCAAGACUUCUCACGCUCCCAUAUUCGUUGACAUCUCUGAAUUUGGAGGCACCGAAGGUCUGAUAGUCCAUUUCGCAGACAACGGAUGGCUCCAAAUCUCGUACUUAGGAACUGAACCUCCAAAGUUGAACUACAUUUUACCUGAAAGCAAGGAAAUGAAGUACGAAGAAAUGGAAGCAGAACACCAAAGGCUUUUAGGAAGGAUUCUGGCUAGUGAACAGGAUGAAAAGACAGAACCCGAUUAUGCAUUAUCUCUUGAUUAUGAACUAUCCAAAGUUGAGGAGGCAGAUGAAUAUAUUGAUGACCCGGAUAACAUCUAUGCAAAAGGAGACAGUGGAAGACCAGUCAGAAUUAAAUGCUCUAUCAUCCUAAAUUACGAUGGAGACGAAGUGAAAAACCUAAUGGUAAACGUUAACGUUCCAGAUCACUGUGAGGCAGAUAAGACUGUAUUUUCAUACAAAAUUCUUAAUUUUGGCGGCCAAAGAGAUUUUAAAGAGUCUUUCUAUAUCUAUGCUAGAAAUGAUUUCAAUCCUGUAUCUAAUGAAGUAGUUGUAUCUGCUUCUUACAUGUCACCUAGGAGCACUAGUGGGGUCGAUCUGAGGACUGCAUGCAAGAUAUUUGAACUUCCAAUGACUUUCAACUGCAGGAUUAUUAUCCCUAGCAACCUGAAGGAUCCUAAUAAGAUCACCAUCAUCACAGACAAGGAUGCUGCUCAGAUCAAUAGUUUCUUUGAAGAUGUGAUCGAGGAUCUUGGAGCACAUUCUAUAUGCACUACACCCAAUGUUAUGUCCUUCAUGUAUCACAACAACACCAUUGUGACAAUUCUAAUAUCUAAAAAUGCAGGAAAAUUUAGGGUCCAAAGUGCUUCAUUCGAUGCUCUUGGCUACAUAAUCCAUGAACUAAUCAAAAGAAUCAAUAUUCUGUACUCAAAUGAUGUGAAAGUUGACUUACAGGAUAGUAUCCCAUUACAUGAACUAUUUACUGCGAUUGAUGACCACUUCGAGCUUAGAGAGAAGAUCUUUAAGAGUAAAAAGAAGCUCGAAGAUAGAUCUUACCAGUUCAGAAUUGUAGAAAAGAGGUUGAUCAAUAGGUUCAAAGAUAAAUAACCCAACUCCUUUGAAUAACCUAGACUUUUUGCUGAACCAAACUUACCAGGAUAUGAUGAACAUUGCUAAUGAAAUUAUUGAAUACCAGAAGGACUUAAAGAAUGCUGCUCAUAACUUGUCAUCCAGAGUCAAGAUUAUUCAAAUCCUUCUGAAGUACAAAUUUGACAUCUCCAGGGAAAGUUACAAGUUAUUGCAAGACCACUUGUCAGCAGAUAUCCAUGAUUUUGAUGAGUGAGGUUGGGAAGAACAUACUUAUGCUGCAAUGACACACUUGUUGAAGACCUGCCUUGCAAAAUCCUCAAAGGAAUCCAAUGCCAGUAAUGCAAGUAUUAAGAGGCUGACUGACACUGCAAAGCUGAAGAAACAUCUCACAAUCGUCUGUGAUAGAUUAGCUAGAGGAGGUGUGAUUUCAUUAUAAUUCAAUACGGGA
Molecule: messenger RNA, 2510 nt
Organism: Moneuplotes crassus
Lineage: Eukaryota; Ciliophora; Spirotrichea; Euplotida; Euplotidae
Source: the annotation of a GenBank genome assembly